Messenger RNA from Acanthoscelides obtectus, 555 nucleotides. The record is from the annotation of a GenBank genome assembly. NCBI's taxonomy places the organism in Eukaryota, Metazoa, Arthropoda, Insecta, Coleoptera, Chrysomelidae.
AUGAGGACGCUAUACAUUAUAUACACUGCGGAUAUACCUCACACAGACAUACUACUGUAUGCUGAUGACGCAGCACUGAUAACUAGGGGACUUACAGGUAUCCUACAGAAGGGGGUGACUGUUCAAGAAGCCAUAGAUAUAGUCUUUGGAGAAAAUGAUGACUUAGACAACCCUGUAGAGGCAAUUUAUAUUGCGCCACCGGAACCUGCUGUCCUAACUAAUGUAGAUUCUGGGGACGAGGACGAAGGAGGGGACCUAGACCAUUUGAGCCAACGUCAGUUACUUGCAGAAGCUGAAGUUAGAUUUGCUGGAGGAGUGACGUUAGAAGAUACUCAUCCCGAAUAUACAGACUCUAAUGGGGAUGGUUCUUCAUCAAAAAAGGAUUCAACUCAGCUGAUAUGGUAUACCCAAAGACUUCUGAUACUCGGGAGUGGAUUUCGGGAGACUUCACUUACAACAAACGGCCAUUUCCUGAAGCAGAUUACUCAGCAUUUGAAAACAAAUCAGUUGUAGAUAUAUUUGAAAUGUUUAUAGACGACGACGUAAUACUAUUCC